GAAUUGAAUUAAUUAUAAAAUGCAAUUGAGUAGGUUUCUAGGUAUAAAUAGAAAGUGUUUCACUGUUUAGUUGACUAGUUGAUUAAAAAGUGUUUUAAUUAUGAAGAAGAUAUUUUUUUCACUAUUAAUCGCUACUGCAAGUUGGCAGGUUAUAGAGGGGAUGACAGAAAGUGAUGCUAUCGGGGCACUGGAAAGUUUUGGUGAUAAAUGUGACCCCAAGCCAAAUGAAGAUGAUUACAAAAAUAUUAUACGAAAUUCUGAGGAUGUUCCACAGAGUACAAAAUGCUUCCGACACUGUCUUAUGGACCAAAUGAAUAUGCUUCAAGAUGAUUGUAAAUUAGAUGCUGAAAAACUUGCCGAUCUUACAUCAAUGGCUUUUGAUGGAAAAGAGGACGAAACUAUUGAAAUAGCACAUCUAUGCAAUGGUAAAGUGGUAUGCAAAGACAAAUGUGAAGCUGCACAUGAUUAUGCUAUGUGUAUAAUUAGUGAACUUAAAACUCGAGGAUGGCCAUUGCCUGAGUUAGAUAAAGAAGAAUAAAAAGGACUUAAGUAUAUGAACAAAAUCCAAACGCAAGAACACUGGCAUAUUUUUUGACUACAAUUUACUGUUUUAUUCAUAAAGUAUUUUAUAUAUUCUUGUAUAUAUAUAUAUAUUUUUGUAAAUGACCCUAGUGCAAAAUAAAUGGAUCAUCAAGUUCCUUAAAGGAUU
Molecule: messenger RNA, 709 nt
Organism: Eupeodes corollae
Lineage: Eukaryota; Metazoa; Arthropoda; Insecta; Diptera; Syrphidae
Gene: Obp19b
Exons: 5
Coding region: 101-538 (145 amino acids)
Molecular function (GO): odorant binding
Source: RefSeq, a predicted model, not a curated record